Zygosaccharomyces rouxii is the source of this 4947-nucleotide messenger RNA. It is a transcript of the gene CHC1, whose product is annotated as clathrin heavy chain. Gene Ontology annotation, cellular component: clathrin complex; actin cortical patch; clathrin coat of coated pit. The coding region runs from base 1 to 4947 and encodes 1648 amino acids. Lineage: Eukaryota; Fungi; Ascomycota; Saccharomycetes; Saccharomycetales; Saccharomycetaceae. Gene Ontology annotation, biological process: Golgi to endosome transport; receptor-mediated endocytosis; intracellular protein transport. Gene Ontology annotation, molecular function: structural molecule activity; clathrin light chain binding. The record is from RefSeq and is a predicted model, not a curated record. The transcript has a single exon.
AUGAGUGAUCUGCCCAUUGAAUUUACAGAACUGGCAGAUCUAACGUCGUUAGGAAUUUCCCCUCAAUUCCUCGACUUUAGAUCAACAACUUUUGAAUCGGAUCAUUACGUGACAAUUAGAGAGACUAAUGAUGGUGUUAAUUCCGUUGCAAUUGUCGAUUUAGCUAAUAAUAACAAUGUUAUUCGGAAAAAUAUGGGUGGUGACUCUGCUAUUAUGCAUCCAUCCCAAAUGGUUAUUUCAGUUAGAGCCAACGGUACAAUUGUUCAAAUCUUUAAUUUAGAGACGAAAUCAAAAUUAAAAUCCUUCACACUUGAUGAACCUGUAUUGUUUUGGAAAUGGUUAAAUGAAAAGACACUUGGUUUGGUUACCGCCAGGUCAAUUUUGAUUUCUCAUGUUUUUGAUGGAAAUGUUGGUGCAAAACCUCAGCUUUUAACGAUAAGGCACGCUAGUUUAAACAAUACUCAAAUUAUCAACUUUGUUACUAAUAAAAAUGAAGAUUGGUUUGCAGUUGUUGGUAUUUUACAAGAAAAUGGUCGUAUUGCUGGUAAGAUUCAAUUGUACUCUAAGCAACGUAACAUUUCUCAGGCUAUCGAUGGUCACGUGGCCAUCUUUGCCAAUAUCCUAUUGGAUGGUAACGUGAAUCCAGUACAGGUUUUCGUCACUGGUAACAGAAAUGUCCAGACUGGUGCUGGUGAACUAAGAAUUAUUGAAAUUGAACAUGAUAAUUCAUUACCAGUUAGUUAUCAAAAGAAAACUGUGGAUAUUUUCUUUCCACCAGAUGCAGUUAACGAUUUCCCCAUUGCGGUUAAAGUUUCUGAAAAAUAUGGUGUUGUUUACUUGUUGACCAAGUACGGGUUCAUCCAUCUAUAUGAAUUGGAAACCGGUACUAACCUUUUCGUCAACAGAAUCACCGCGGAAUCCGUUUUCACAGCAGCUUCUUAUGACAACCAAAAUGGUAUCUGUUGUAUCAAUAAAAAGGGUCAAGUUUUAGCGGUUGAAAUAUCCACAUCUCAAAUAGUAUCUUACAUUUUGAACAAAUUGUCCAAUGUUUCAUUAGCUUUAACGGUUGCAUCCAGAGGUGGAUUGCCAGGUGCUGAUGGUUUGUUCCAGAAGCAAUUUGAAUCGCUAUUGUCCCAAGGUGAUUAUCAAGGUGCCGCUAAAGUUGCUGCUUCUUCAAAUCAAUUGAGAAACCAAAAUACCAUUAACAGAUUGAAAAACGUUCAAGCGGCACCAGGUGCAAUUUCUCCUAUUCUUUUGUAUUUUUCAACUCUUUUAGAUAAGGGUAAAUUGAACAGAGAUGAGACUAUCGAAUUGGCAAAACCUGUUUUACAACAGGACAGAAAGCAGUUGUUCGAAAAAUGGUUGAAAGAGGAUAAGUUGGAGUGUUCUGAACCAUUAGGUGAUAUUGUUAAACCAUUCGAUACUACUUUGGCUCUAGCUUGUUAUUUGAGAGCUGGUUCACAUGCGAAGGUUGUUUCCUGUUUGGCUGAAUUGCAACAAUUCGACAAAAUUACUGCUUACUGUCAAAAGACCGGAUUCCAACCUAACUUCUUGGUGUUGAUUUCUUCUUUAAUUCGCUUUUCUCCAGACAGAGCCGCUGAAUUCGCAAUCUCCUUGUUGCAAAACCCAGAGACUGCAUCUCAAUUAGAAAUUGAGAAAAUCGCCGAUUUGUUCUUCUCUCAACAACAUGUCCAACAGGGUACUUCGUUGUUGUUGGACGCUUUGAAGGGAGACACUCCUAACCAAGGUCAUUUGCAGACUCGUGUUUUAGAAGUCAACUUGACGCAUGCACCUCAAGUUGCAGACGCUAUUUUGGGUAAUAACAUCUUCUCUCAUUAUGAUAAGCCUACUAUUGCAUCUCUAUCUGAAAAGGCAGGCUUGUAUCAAAGAGCCUUAGAAAACUAUACGGAUAUCAAGGACAUCAAGAGAUGUAUUGUACACACCAAUGCUUUACCGGUGGAUUGGUUAGUGGCUUACUUCGGUAAGUUGAAUGUGGAACAAUCCUUGGCUUGUUUGAGAACUUUAAUGGAAAAUAAUUUGCAAUCGAACAUUCAAAUCGUCAUUCAAGUUGCCACCAAAUUUUCCGACCUAAUUGGUUCCAGCGUUUUAAUCAAACUAUUUGAAGAAUACAGAGCCACUGAAGGUUUAUACUACUACUUGGCAUCAUUGGUUAACUUGACUGAGGACAAGGAUGUCGUCUACAAAUACAUUGAAUGUGCUGCCAAAUUGAAUCAGUACAAGGAGAUUGAAAGGAUUGUCAAGGAUAACAAUGUCUAUGACGCCGAAAAGGUAAAGAACUUUUUGAAGAACGCUGAAUUGGAAGAUCAAAUCCCAUUGAUCAUUGUUUGUGACCGUUUCGACUUUGUCCACGAAUUGGUCUUGUACUUAUACAAGACUCGUAACAUGAAAUUCAUUGAGGCAUUCGUGCAACAAGUAAAUCCAUCCAAGACACCACAAGUUGUUGGUGCUUUGUUGGAUGUUGAUUGUGAUGAAGAUUUCAUCAAAGGUCUAUUGCAAUCUGUUUUUGGCCAAGUUUCCAUUAAGGAAUUGACUGAAGAAGUCGAGAAAAGAAAUAGAUUGAAAUUAUUGCUUCCUUUCUUAGAGCAAACUUUGGCACAAGGUGCUCAGGACCAAGGUGUCUACAAUGCUUUGGCUAAGAUAUACAUCGAUUCUAACAAUGCUCCUGAGAAGUUCUUGAAAGAGAAUGACCAGUACAAUACCUUGGAUGUUGGUCACUACUGCGAAAGAAGAGACCCAUACUUGGCUUACAUCGCCUAUGAAAAGGGUACCAAUGAUGAGGAUUUGAUUAGAAUUACCAAUGAAAACAGCAUGUACAAAUACCAAGCUAGGUACUUGUUGAAGCGUUCAGAUUCUGAAUUGUGGAAUACUGUGUUGAAUUCUGAUAACGUUCACAGGCAGCAAUUGAUUGAAGCGGUCAUUUCUGUUGGUAUUCCUGAAUUGACCGACCCUGAACCUGUCUCUUUGACCGUUCAAGCUUUCAUGAGCAAUGGGUUAAAGAUCGAAUUGAUCGAAUUGUUAGAAAAGAUCAUUUUAGAGCCUUCGACUUUCAGCGACAACGUAGCCUUACAGGGAUUGUUGUUAUUAUCAGCCAUCAAAUAUGAACCUUCCAAGGUUGCUUCUUACAUUGAAAAGUUGGAAAAAUAUGAUGCCAAUGAAAUUGCUCCAUUGUGUAUUUCCCACGGUUUAACCGAGGAGGCCUUCGAAAUUUAUGAAAAGCAUGAAAUGCCAGAAAAGGCUUUGAAGGUUUUGAUUGAAGACGUCAUGAACUUGGACAGAGCUCAGACCUAUGUUGAAAAGGUCAACACACCAGGCCUAUGGUCUCAACUUGGUACCGCACAGCUGGAUGGUCUCCGUAUUCCAAGUGCCAUUGAAUCCUACAUCAAGGCCGAGGACCCAUCCAACUACGAAAACGUGAUUGAAGUUGCCGAGAAAGAGGGUGAUUAUGAGGAAUUGUUGCCAUAUUUGACCAUGGCAAGGAAAUCCUUGAAAGAACCAAAGAUUGACGGUUCUUUGAUUUUGGCUUAUGCUAGCUUGGGUAAGGUCCACGAAAUUGAAAACUUGCUUUCUGGUCCAAACGUUGCUGAUCUGGAAGAUGUUGGUGACAGGUUGAUGGACAUCAAGAACUACAAGGCUGCUAAGUUAUGUUACGCUAGUGUUUCCAAUUACUCUAAAUUGGCUUCUACAUUGGUCUAUUUAGAUGAUUAUCAAGCUGCUGUUGAUACCGCCAGAAAGGCAUCCAAUAUCAGAGUUUGGAAGUUGGUUAACGAUGCCUGUAUUGACCGAAAAGAAUUUAGACUUGCUCAAAUUUGUGGUCUGAAUUUGAUCAUUCAUGCUGAGGAGUUAGGUGAGCUUGUUGAGAAGUACGAAUCCAACGGUUACUUCGACCAAGUCAUAUCUUUGUUUGAAGCUGGUCUUGGUUUGGAAAGAGCCCAUAUGGGUAUGUUCACCGAAUUGGCCAUUUUGUAUUCGAAGUACGAACCAUCUAAGACUUACGAGCAUUUGAAAUUGUUCUGGUCUAGAAUCAAUAUUCCAAAGGUCAUCAGAGCUGUUGAAGAGGCACACUUGUGGAAUGAGUUGGUAUUUUUGUAUGCUCAUUACGAUGAAUGGGACAAUGCCGCCUUGACUAUGAUUGAUAAAUCUGCGAAGAACUUGGAUCACUCCUAUUUCAAGGAGGUUAUUGUCAAAGUUUCCAACUUGGAGAUUUAUUACAAGGCGAUCAACUUUUACGUCACUGAACAUCCAUCUCUUCUUGUCGAUUUGUUGGCGGUUUUAACUCCAAGAUUGGAUAUUCCAAGAACUGUCAAGUUGUUUGCCAAAUCUGACAACUUACCAUUGAUCAAGCCUUUCUUGGUCAACGUUUUGCCUAAGAAUAACUCUGUGGUAAAUCAAGCUUGCCACGAUUUGAUGAUCGAAGAAGAGGAUUACAAAGCGUUGCAAGAUGCUGUUGAUUCUUACGAUAAAUUCGAUCAACUAGCUCUAGCUGCUCGUUUGGAAAGUCAUGAAUUAAUUUUCUUCAAGAAGAUUGCUGCAUUGUUGUACCGUAGGAACAAAAAAUGGGCUAAGAGUUUGUCUAUUUUGAAAGAAGAAAAACUUUGGAGGGAUGCUAUUGAAACUGCUGCCAUUUCUGGUGACAGCAAGGUCGUUGAAGAUUUGCUGACCGACUUUGUUGAAACUGAAAACAAGGAAUCCUUUGUGGCUCUAUUGUACACGGCAUAUCACCUGGUCAGAUACGAUUUCGUUUUGGAGAUAUCCUGGUUGCAUAAUUUGGGUGACUUGAGUAAGCCUUAUGAAAUUUCUGUUCAGAAGGAACAUACUGAUGCCAUCAAGAAGUUGUCCGAUGAACUGGUUCAGAAGGGUUCUGUGUCUGAGGGUCCUGCUGAUGGUCAACCUUUGAUGUUGACUAACGGUGCUCCAGGUCUCUUUUAA